Molecule: messenger RNA, 3170 nt
Organism: Chelonia mydas (Green sea turtle)
Lineage: Eukaryota; Metazoa; Chordata; Testudines; Cheloniidae
Gene: SSBP4
Product: single stranded DNA binding protein 4
Exons: 18
Coding region: 209-1375 (388 amino acids)
Biological process (GO): positive regulation of transcription by RNA polymerase II
Cellular component (GO): nucleus
Molecular function (GO): single-stranded DNA binding; protein binding
Source: RefSeq, a predicted model, not a curated record
CGUUCCUGGAACAGCCACCAGAGACCAAGCGAGCGCGCGCGCCCCCCGCCCGGUGCCUGCGCGGCGGUUUCAAGCUCCCCCGCCCGAGCGCCGCUGCCGGGUUUGCGGCCGCUGCUCCGGGCCGGGGCCGGCGGGGUGGCCGUGGCGAUGGGGCGCUGCGCCGGCCGCGCUCGCUGACGGGCGUGCACAGGCGAAGCCCGGCCGCAGCAUGUACGCCAAGGGGAAGGGCCCCGCCGUGCCCUCGGACAGCCAGGCCCGGGAGAAGUUGGCGUUGUACGUGUACGAGUACCUGCUGCAUGUGGGAGCCCAGAAAUCUGCACAGACCUUCCUCUCGGAGAUCCGAUGGGAGAAGAACAUCACGCUGGGGGAGCCCCCAGGGUUCCUGCACUCCUGGUGGUGUGUGUUCUGGGACCUGUACUGCGCGGCGCCGGACCGCCGGGAGACAUGUGAGCACUCCAGCGAAGCCAAGGCCUUUCAUGACUAUAGUGCCGCGGCGGCCCCCAGCCCCGUGAUGGGGAACAUGCCCCCGAACGACGGCAUGCCAGGAGGACCCAUGCCACCUGGUUUCUUUCAGGGACCUCCGGGCUCUCAGCCAUCACCACAUGCACAGCCUCCGCCCCACAACCCCGCCGGCCCCAUGCUGGGGCCCCACAGCCAGCCUUUCAUGUCCCCUCGCUACCCCGGCGGCCCCCGGCCCUCGCUCCGCAUGCCAAACCAGCCGCCCGUGGGGGUCCCGGGGUCCCAGCCGCUGCUGCCCAACACCAUGGACCCCAGCACAAGAUCGCAGGGGCAUCCGAACAUGGGGGGCCCGAUGCAGCGGAUGAACCCCCCGCGAGGCAUGGCGGGGAUGGCGCCCCAGAACUACGGCAGCGGGAUGCGACCCCCGCCCAACUCGCUGGGCGGCCCUGCCAUGCCCACCAUGAACAUGGGCCCAGGAGGGCGAGCGCCGUGGCCAAACCCCAACACCAACUCCAUCGCGUACUCCUCGUCGUCACCAGGGAGCUACGUGGGCCCUCCCGGAGGCGGCGGCCCCCCAGGAACCCCCAUCAUGCCCAGCCCAGGAGACUCCACGAACUCCAGUGAGAACAUGUACACCAUGAUGAACCCCAUCGGGCCCGCUGGGAACCGGCCGAACUUCCCGAUGGGGCCUGGCCCCGAUGGGCCCAUGGGAGGCAUGAGCGCCAUGGAGCCCCAUCAUAUGAACGGAUCCUUAGGUUCUGGCGACAUGGAUGGGCUGCCAAAGAGCUCGCCGAGUAACAUGGCAGGGCUGAGCAACCCGCCCGGGACUCCGCGGGACGACGGCGAGAUGGGCGGCACCUUCUUAAACCCCUUCCAAAGCGACAGUUACUCGCCCAGCAUGACAAUGAGCGUGUGAUCGGCUCGGACGUCCCGGCGCAGAGAGCCAGACGCCCCUGCGGUUCUAAACUAUUUAAAACACACCCGCAGGAACUGGCCGCCUGCCCUCCUGCCAGCACCCCCCAUUUCCCCCUCCACCUGGGGCACAGGCCCACCCUGCCUCCAUUGGCACACAGCCCCCCCUCCCCCGGCACUGCCCUCCCACUGCGCCAGGCAGGGGAGUGAGCUGCCAGAACUGGGGCCCUGUUGGACUGGUGCUGUGGGGUGCACUGUGGGGGGGGGCUGCUUGUGCCAGGCAAGAUGCUGUUCCCGGGCAUGUGGGGGGGUGGGGGGGUGGGCUUGGAGGUUGGAACCUGCUGACUGUACGGGGGGGCAGGAGGGGGUAGGCCAGAGCAGUGCUGGGGGCUUCCCAGCAUGGUUGGGCGGGGGGGGGGGCGCAUGCGGGGGUCCAGCCCCAGGCAGCCUCCUUCCCAGCCGGGCAGCAGAAAUGGGGCAGAGUGAGGCUGGGGACAAGUCCCCACCGGGGUGCCAGGGGCCAAGCCCAGCUGGGUUUGCUGCGACACCCCCACCCCCACCCAGCAACAGCACCGUGCUGCUUGCUGUCGCCCUCGGGGGUUACCGGCCACGGCUGGCAGCCCGGCCCCCAGCUCUGCCCAGCCCCACACAGCAGGGUGGGGGGAGGGGGGGUAUUUAUUUAAGGGUUCAUUUUGCUGUACAGGGUUUAAUUUAUCAUGGGCUUCCCCCUCACCCUCACCCCCACCCCCUCCAGGGGGCCCGGCUGCCCCAGAGCCUGCUGUGGAGCCAUGGGGCAGACCCUGGAGGUCCAAGCAGCUGGGGGGCCUUGAGCACCCCACCCCACCCAGCAGUCUGCCCCCCCGGGCCAUCAGCAGGAGCUCUGGGCUACCCCCUCAGCGGAGUUAUGCCAAUUCCGUCAUCUGCUCACUGGCAAAUACCCUAGGGCAGGGGGGCCCCGCCCCCCUACCCCUCCCUUCCUGCCCCUGCUGCCCUAAUGGCCAUGCCCGCAGCCCCCGCAAGCCACAGCACCUCAGCCUAAACCCCCGCCCCCCCCCGCAGAGCCCUCCCCCUCCCCACCCCUGGCUGCCAGCUAAGCAAAGCUGCCUCAGCCCCCUCGUACUGCCCAGUAACCCACCCCUCCCUUCCUGUGAGCACCCCCAGGGCAGGGGGGAGCCCCCUCCCCCCCAUGGGAUGAUUGCUCUUAGCUCACCCAGGAGUCCAGCUGCCCCCCUGGCCCUUCCACAGCAGGAAACCCCCUAUGGAGACUCUAGGGAAUGGGGCCCCCCACCCCAGCAGUUUGCUCAGCCACUGUGAUUUCCCCCACCACUACCCCCCCCCCCGGCCCCCACUGACAGACUGGGCUCAGCCCCUGCCCUGCAGCAAAGGGAGGCAAGUGUCCAUAGGCCCCCGCAGCAGCCCCCUUUGCCCCAGGCGUCCGCCCCAGCCGCCAUCAGGACCACUUUUAAACUUUCAUAUGAAGGAUUUUUCCCCUUUUGUAAACAUGAAGGACCUCAGCAGCCCGGCGGUGCUUCCUCCCGCUCUCAGCCCAAAGCUGCUUUGUACAGCCCCACCCCAGCCCGGGCAAGGGGGCCUUCGUUGGGUUUUCUGUUGCUGUGGGGGGUGAGCCUCCGCCUGCCUCUCUGGUGUGCUGUGCCCGCCGCCAGCUGGGAGGGGACGCAGCCAGCUGGCACAUUACGGCCGCGGGCAGCGCCUCCCCUGCUAGGUUAGUGCGUCUGUGUAGGGAUUUCGUCUGUUCUUUCUACUCUGAAGGCUUUAGACUGAAAGUUGCUUAUCAAAAA